CCACCUGCAAAAAUGGCUGACGCGGAAUACAACGCUGAGGAGGCUGCCGAGCUCAAGAGAAAGAGAGCGUUCCGCAAGUUUUCCUACCGCGGUAUCGACCUUGACCAGCUCCUCGACCUUUCUUCCGAGCAGCUCCGCGAUGUCGUCCACGCCCGUGCUCGUCGCCGGUUCAACCGCGGUCUGAAGCGCAAGCCCAUGGGCCUCAUCAAGAAGCUCCGCAAGGCCAAGCAGGAGGCCAAGCCCAACGAGAAGCCCGACCUCGUCAAGACCCACCUCCGUAACAUGAUCGUCGUCCCCGAGAUGAUCGGCUCCGUCAUCGGUAUCUACUCCGGUAAGGAGUUCAACCAGGUCGAGAUCAAGCCUGAGAUGGUUGGUCACUACCUUGCCGAGUUCUCUAUCUCUUACAAGCCCGUCAAGCACGGUAGGCCCGGUAUUGGUGCCACUCACUCCUCGCGUUUCAUUCCCCUCAAGUAAAUGCUCUGGGUUUGGGUUUGCAUGGAUACCUGGUGGAAAUGGAGACAAUGUGCUGCAUGAAAGACAGACGAAUCAAUUAAAAGUCUCAAUUCUCAAACAACUAUUUCUUGGCUGUGUCUUGUGAUAACAUCGUUGUGAUCAGGCGCCAUAUGAAACGACCCCAUAGGCCGUUUGCCUCGCAUUGCGCGUCACGAGUAUGAGCAGCUAUCAAGACUGUUCUUUCUAGACGGAUUCCUACGAGCUUUGGCAAAACUGUACAUAACUCAAAUUCCUGGUAAACACAGGAAAGUUCUCCCUACAUCUGUAGACUUCGGUAUCCGCAACACAGUCGAAUUUUGUAGCGUUGACGAAAUAAAGUUACUCUCC
Aplosporella prunicola CBS 121167 is the source of this 840-nucleotide messenger RNA. RefSeq lists its product as uncharacterized. The record is from RefSeq and is a predicted model, not a curated record. Lineage: Eukaryota; Fungi; Ascomycota; Dothideomycetes; Botryosphaeriales; Aplosporellaceae. Gene Ontology annotation, molecular function: RNA binding; structural constituent of ribosome. Gene Ontology annotation, biological process: ribosomal small subunit assembly; translation. Gene Ontology annotation, cellular component: cytosolic small ribosomal subunit; ribosome. The coding region runs from base 13 to 474 and encodes 153 amino acids. The transcript has 5 exons.